Asparagus officinalis (garden asparagus) is the source of this 1278-nucleotide messenger RNA. RefSeq names its product trihelix transcription factor ASIL2-like. Bases 393 to 1001 code for a protein of 202 amino acids. The transcript is spliced from 2 exons. NCBI's taxonomy places the organism in Eukaryota, Viridiplantae, Streptophyta, Magnoliopsida, Asparagales, Asparagaceae. Gene Ontology annotation, cellular component: nucleus. Gene Ontology annotation, molecular function: transcription cis-regulatory region binding. The record is from RefSeq and is a predicted model, not a curated record.
UGACGAAUAAUACGUUCGCAAGCCCUUUCAAAUUGAACAUGUAAAUCCCACUACAGUAUUUCCUUCUACAGCGCUGUGCUUUAAGUCAAAAAAAUAAGUAAAAUACGUUAUGUAAAAAUGUCGGAAAAAAAAAACAAAAACAUGAAGAAUAAAUUUGACAAAUAAAGAAGCACCACCCACCCAAAGGGACCUAUCUGAAAAAAAACCCCAAACACCCCACCAUUAAAAAAACCCGAAAUAUAAUCCCCCGUCGACGCUUCCGUCGAGGAGGGAGGAAAAAAUAACGCAUCGCCGGUCGGCAACAGAUCCCGAAUUCCCCCAAAUCCCACCCUCUCUCUCUAAAAUCCCUCAUCUCUCUCUCUUUAACAAAAAAAAAAAAAACCCCUAGACUCAUGGCCGAAACCUCAAACCCAGACACCAACUCCGACGAUCCCCAGCCCUCCGCCGUCGCCGCCUCCAUCGCCUUCACCGUCGCCGCCUCCUCCAGCGCCCAUCCCCCUCCCCAGACCCUGACCCUAGCCCUCCCCAUCCAGAACCCCUCCCCGAACCCAAACUCUAACCCUAGCGACAGCUGGAGCGACGGCGCCACCUCCGCCCUCAUCGACGCCUGGGGCGAGCGCUACCUCCACCUCCGCCGCGACAACCUCAAGCAGCCCCACAAGCAGGAGGUUAUGCAGUUGGAAGGUUUCAAGAUGCCGUCGGGAAGCAAGUGUCUACAAUCGGUUAGUCAUCUUCAACAUAUAUCAUUAUUAAGGAGCUUGCUGGUGAGGGUGGUUCUAGGGUUUGGGGAGGUUUACGAGAGGGUGGAGAGGGGGAAGACGAUGCAGGCGGUGGAGAUUGAGAAGCAGAGGAUGAGGUUUUUCAAGGAGCUCGAGGUUCAGAGGAUGGAGUUCCUCGUUAAGGCCCAGAUGGAGAUUACGACGUUGGAUCGGCGUUUGGGCGGGAGAAGUCACCGGAGGCAUCGCCGGAGUUCGAGUGAUGCCAACGGUAGCGCUAAAUGAAGCCCGGCGAGGAAGAAACUGAGAUGGGUAAAUUUGUACAGAUCUUUGUUAAUGAUUGCCUCGUUAAUGUUUAGAACCUAACUUUGAGUUUCAUUAGGUUCCAUAAAUAAUUCUGAUGUAAAAGAGGGUAGCUGAUUGAAAUUGAAGUGUAUCUGUUUUCACUUAGCUCAAAUAUGUAUAGAGGUAUAGCCACUUUCUGUGCUUUAGGAAUCCGAAAGAAAUGUUGUAAUUUGCUGCAGGUUUAUCAAUAUGUGAAAAAAAAGUAUGGUCUUUUUUU